Carlito syrichta (Philippine tarsier) is the source of this 2412-nucleotide messenger RNA. RefSeq names its product nephrocystin 1 (gene NPHP1). Gene Ontology annotation, molecular function: protein binding. Lineage: Eukaryota; Metazoa; Chordata; Mammalia; Primates; Tarsiidae. Gene Ontology annotation, cellular component: cytoplasm; cilium. Gene Ontology annotation, biological process: protein localization involved in establishment of planar polarity. The record is from RefSeq and is a predicted model, not a curated record. The transcript has 19 exons. Bases 1 to 2307 code for a protein of 768 amino acids.
AUGCCUGCCUCAGGGCACAGGCAGGAGACUCACGGCGGGCAGGAUGUCUCUUGUCACAGGAGAGGUGGCAGCGAUCCCCGCAGAUCUUCCCUGAAGGGGCUUCAAGGACUGAAGUCGGGGAUCACCUCCGCCCGGUGGUGCGAUGUGCUACCGGCAGCGGUGGCGGCAGUGGCGGCGGCAUCCGUGCUGCAGCGUCUGCGCCGUAGUGACUGUCCAGACCGCUGCGAUGCCCCAGCGGUGGCAAUGGCCGAGCUCCGUUUGAAGAGCAGGCUGCGAUUUUGGGGCCCGCAGCCCUCCGGGCGAGAGCCAGAGACCCACUGCAGUUCUCCUUUGCAGAGGGUUUCACAGACCAGAUGUAUCCAGUUAAAACAAGCAAUAGAUGAAAAUAAAAAUACUCUUCAAAAAUUAAGCAAAGCUGAUGAACCCGCACCUGUUGGGAAUUAUAACCAGAGAAAAGAAGAGGAACGUAAUCUUUUGGAUAAACUUACCCACCAACUGCAGGAACUUGCUGUGGCCAUAAGUAGAGAAAAUAUAACUGAAGUUGGGGCACUUACUGAAAAAGAGGAAGAUGAUGAUUCUGCUGAAGAAGAUGAAAAUGGAGAAAGUAAAGGUGGGAAAAGUGAAAGUGAAGGUGAAAGUGGCGAAAGUGAAAGUGAAGAAUGUGGUGAGGAGGAAGAAGACUCAGAAGAAGAGGAAGAGAAAGAGGAAAAUGAAUCUGACAAACAGGCAACAUAUAAAGAUUACAUCGCUGUUGGAGAUUUUACAGCGCAGCAAGUUGGAGAUCUUACAUUUAAAAAAGGGGAAAUUCUCCUUAUAAUUGAAAAAAAACCUGAUGGUUGGUGGAUAGCUAAGAAUGCCAAAGGAAACAAAGGUCUUGUUCCCAGAACCUACCUGGAGCCCUAUGAUAAAGAAGAAGAAAGCCAAGAAUCAAGUGAAGAGAGUAGUGAAGAAGAUGUUGAGGUCGUGGAUGAAACAGCAGAUGGGGCGGAAGUUAAGCAAAGGACUGAUUCCCAUUGGAGUGCUGUUCGAAAAGCUAUCUCAGAGCAGAUAGACACUGUUGAUGUGCUAACCACGAUGGGAGCUAUUCCUGCAGGGUUCAGGCCUUCCACACUCUCCCAGCUUCUAGAGGAAGGGAAUCAAUUUCAAGCAAGUUACUUCCUACAACCAGAGCUCACGCCUUCACAACUGGCCUUCCGAGAUCUGCUGUGGGAUACUAAAGCUGGCACUAUUAGGUCAAGACCAAGUCGUGUUUCAUUGAUUGUGACUUUAUGGAGAUGUAAAAUGAUUCCUCUUCCAGGAACGGGCAUACAGGUUCUCAGCAGACAUGUACGCCUCUGUCUAUUUGAUGGUUAUAAGGUUCUGAGCAACAUUCACACAGUCAGAGCCACAUGGCAAUCUAAAGAACCCAAAACGUGGACCUUUUCUCCCCAGGUUACUCGCAUCUUGCCAUGCUUGCUCGAUGGUAAUUGUUUUAUCAGGUCCAAUUCUUCAUCUCCAGAUCUUGGGAUAUUAUUUGAACUUGGAAUUUCUUAUAUUCGCAAUUCAACUGGUGAAAGAGGAGAGUUAAGUUGUGGCUGGGUCUUUCUUAAACUUUUUGAUGCCAGUGGAGGUCCUAUUCCAGCAAAAACGUAUAAACUCUUCUUGAAUGGUGGCACUCCUUAUGAAAAAGGUGUGGAAGUGGACCCUUCCGUGUCCAGAAGAGCACAGGGCAGUUUUUUCUAUCAGAUGUUGACAGUGAGAAGGCAGCCUCAACUUCUGGUAAAACUGAGAACCUUGAAUGGAAGAUUAAAAGACACUUUAAGUCUACUACCAGAAACAUUAAUUGGAAGUAUGUGUUCCAUUCACUUGUUGAUAUUUUAUCGACAAAUUCUUGGAGAUGUGCUCCUGAAAGACAGGUUAAGCUUGCAAAGUGCUGAUUUAAUUAGUCAUCCAAUGCUGGCUACCUUCCCCAAGCUCUUAGAACAGCCUGACGUGAUGGAUGCUCUCAGGAGUUCAUGGGCUGAAAAAGAAAAUACAUUAAAAAGAUCUGAGAAGAGAGACAAAGAGUUCCUGAAGUCCACGUUCCUCCUGGUUUACCAUGACUGUGUGCUCCCUCUGCUCCAUUCAACACUCCUGCCACCAUUCAGGUGGGCAGAGGAAGAGACUGAGGCUGCACGGUGGAGAAUUAUUGCUGACUUCCUCAAGCAAAACCAAGAAAAUGAGGGUGCACUUCAAGCUCUGCUGUCGCCAGAUGGAGUUCAUGAACCUUUUGACCUUUCAGAGCAGACCUAUGACUUCUUGGGUGAGAUGAGAAAGAAUGUGGCCUGACAGUGGCAGUGACUGGUCCUCAACUUCCCAUAGAAUCUGGUGGGCCCAUCAUGAUGACUUGAAUAAAAAGACAGAACCAAAAGUAACUGUCAUAUUAUAACGGAA